ACACGAAUCCCACAAGCCACAGUCGAUCAUCGAGCCGUGCGUUCUUCUCCCAUCCAUGGUCUCGCUCCCAUGGAGAUCCUGAGCUAGGAGAAGGUGACAUACGGCUCAGAUAGUCAUCGACCGCGCCACCUAACGCGCGCCUCGCUGCCUAUAUACCCUCCCUGCUCUUGCGGUGUCAGUUCAGUUCGUACGUGCGUGCUGUCGUUGCGGCCUUGCGGGUAGCUCCAUCUGCAUGGGGAGAAUGGGUUCGGCGGCGGCGGUGGCGGUGGCCGUGGUGGCGGUGCUGUGCGCGGCGGCGGUGGCGAGGGUGAGAGGGGAGGACACCGUGGACGAGGACACGCCCGGGGCGUCCUUCAUCUUCGGGGACUCGCUGGUCGACGCCGGGAACAACAACUACCUCUCCACGCUGUCCAAGGCCGACAUGAACCCCAACGGCAUCGACUUCGCCGCCUCCGGCGGGACGCCCACCGGCCGCUUCACCAACGGCAGGACCAUCGCCGACAUCAUAGGGGAGAUGCUGGGCCAGGCGGACUACUCGCCGCCGUUCCUGGCGCCGAACACGACGGGCGGCGCGCUGCUGAACGGCGUGAACUACGCGUCCGGCGGGGCCGGGAUCCUGAACGGCACGGGCCGGGUGUUCGUGAACCGGAUCGGCAUGGACGUGCAGGUGGACUACUUCAACAUCACGCGGCGGGAGCUGGACGGCCUGCUGGGCAAGGAGAAGGCGAGGGAGUUCAUCCACAAGAAGGCCAUCUUCUCCAUCACCGUCGGCUCCAACGACUUCCUCAACAACUACCUGAUGCCGGUGCUCUCCGCCGGCACGCGCGUGGCCGAGUCGCCCGACGGCUUCAUCGACGACCUCAUCAUCCACCUCCGGGAGCAGCUCACGCGGCUGCACGCGCUGGGGGCGCGCAAGUUCGUGGUGGCCAACGUGGGGCCGCUGGGAUGCAUCCCGUACCAGAAGACGCUGAACCGGGUCAAGGACGAUGAGUGCGUGAAGCUGCCCAACACGCUCGCUGCGCAGUACAACGGCCGGCUGCGCGACCUGCUCAUCGAGCUCAACGCCGGCGGGCUGCCGGGGGGCAGGUUCCUGCUGGCCAACGUGUACGACCUGGUGAUGGAGCUCAUCGCCAACCACAGGAAGUACGGGUUCUCGACGGCCAGCGUGGCCUGCUGCGGCAACGGCGGCAGGUACGCCGGGAUCGUGCCGUGCGGGCCGACGUCCAGCAUGUGCGACGACCGGGAGAACCACGUGUUCUGGGACCCGUAUCAUCCCAGCGAGAAGGCCAACGUGCUGCUCGCCAAGUACAUCGUCGACGGCGACAGCAAGUACAUCUCCCCCAUGAACCUCAGGAAGCUCUUCAAGCUCUAGACGGAGAGACUGGCUCGAUCGAUCUGGCUUCGUUCCGUCGGUGACAUUUUGCGUUUUGGUUCGUGAAGUUUGGCAUGUAUAACUUGGGAGCAUAUUUUGAUGUAUGAACCCUAGCUAUGGCGAUCGCGCGUAUGUACGACUGGUUUGAAGUCGAUUUUUUUUUUGAAAACAAUACAAAUGCAGAGGCUCACAUUCACGUCA
Aegilops tauschii subsp. strangulata is the source of this 1573-nucleotide messenger RNA. RefSeq names its product GDSL esterase/lipase At2g23540. The record is from RefSeq and is a predicted model, not a curated record. Lineage: Eukaryota; Viridiplantae; Streptophyta; Magnoliopsida; Poales; Poaceae. Gene Ontology annotation, molecular function: hydrolase activity, acting on ester bonds.